AUGCACAACCUUUUUCUCGGGACUGCAAAACGAAUGAUGGAUAUUUGGAUUGCAACCAAUUUGCUUGAUGACAAAGAUUUGGUAGAGAUGCAGGAAGAGGCUAAUAGAAUGGUACUCCCUGUAGGGUAUACGACUCUGAAGAUAAAGAUUGGAAAGAAAUUUCCGUUUAUGAAAGCAGAUGAGUGGAAAUCAUGGUGCCUGAUAUACUCUCCUGUUCUGCUUAAGACACGCCUGCGAGAUGAUCUGCUUGGCAAUUGGAUCCAUUUUGUCGAUGCAUGCAGAGAAUUGACGAAGCCAAGUAUCACCAAAAAUGGGAUCAAAAAAGCUCACGAAAGUUUGGAGGAGUUCUGUGUUGGUUGUGAAGACUUUUAUAAACCAGAUGUAUUCACGCAAAACAUGCAUCUCCAUCUCCAUCUAAAAGAAACGAUUGAGGACUUUGGGCCAAUUUACGGAUUUUGGCUAUUUAGCUUUGAACGCUAUAAUGGUGUAUUGAAAGGGUUUGAGACAAACCAGAAGAGUGGGUUCGAGAAUACCUACAUGAAAAGGUUUCUUGAGAGUUCUUACAAUGGUGACUUUUGUCAAGCGCAUCUCAGAAAUGUUACCAGCCCUUUACUCCUCUCUCUCUUUCUCAAGCUGUCUGGUUGUAAAAUCUAUAAUCCUGCACUUUCGCCACAUCCUUUGAUACCGUCAUUCUUUCACUUGCCAACGUUCCUACAAUCCACUGAAAAGCCUUCAAAGCAAACAUUUGGCAACGAAUCUCUACCUCUUUCUGCUCUACCAUUGUGUUUGAAGCCACCAACAACAAGGAGAAAAUCCGAGUAUGAUUGUCGGCUCGAUUUCUAUAAAAUUGAGUAUGACGAUGAUUCUCUUUGCAGUGCCAAGACAACAAUCAGGAAUUGUUGGUUUGUGAAUGACCGAAUCCAGAAGAUUUCGUCCAUCAAUCUUCUUGGACAAGUUUACACAGGUGGAGAAGUGGAGACUCUGAGGAAAGAUAUGCUGGUCGUAUUAAGUACUUGUUCUUGCACGAUUUUACACCAAACCUCACGCACACCAACCUUUUCCCUUGUCACAACCCCCAACACGUAUUUGCCUUCGUUGAGUGGUACAAAAUUCCUUGCCAUCAAUCUAGAAUCAAGCAGGGCAUUGAGUUGUAUGAGCCAGAAUUUCUGA
Messenger RNA from Phycomyces blakesleeanus NRRL 1555(-), 1170 nucleotides. RefSeq lists its product as hypothetical. The transcript has 2 exons. The coding region runs from base 1 to 1170 and encodes 389 amino acids. Lineage: Eukaryota; Fungi; Mucoromycota; Mucoromycetes; Mucorales; Phycomycetaceae. The record is from RefSeq and is a predicted model, not a curated record.